UUUCCGAGUCUUCACCUUACCACUUUAGAGCAUUUACUCGCUCAUCAUUCAGCCCUCUCUCUGUCCCUCUCUCGCAGCAACAUGCAGCUGGACACCAUUGCUGCGGCGGUCUGUGCAGCCACUGUGCUGCUCAUCACCAAUGGAUUCCUCUCCAUGGCCAGUGCGGAGGACGAGAUCAGAGGGCUGCCGGGGCAGCCGCCGGUCAGCUUCGCGCAGUACUCCGGCUACGUGGCGGUGGACGCCGCUAGGAAGAGGUCGCUCUUCUACUACUUCGCCGAGGCCGAGCUGGAUCCGGCCACCAAGCCCCUCGUCCUCUGGCUCAAUGGAGGACCUGGGUGUUCAUCUGUGGGAGUUGGAGCAUUCUCAGAGAAUGGACCAUUCAGGCCCAGCGGCAAUGCUCUUGUGAGGAAUGAGUAUAGUUGGAACAAAGAGGCCAACAUGCUGUAUUUGGAGAGCCCUGCAGGGGUGGGUUUCUCCUAUUCCACCGAUCCAUCCUUCUAUGGGGGUGUUGGUGACAGCAUGACAGCCAGGGACAAUUUGAAGUUCUUGCAAGGCUGGUUUGCCAAGUUCCCACGGUACAAGGGCAGGGACUUGUACAUCACAGGAGAAAGCUAUGCUGGCCACUAUGUCCCGCAAUUAGCGCAGCGCAUAGUCGAAUUCAACAAGAAGGAGAAGCUGUUCAAUCUGAAAGGCAUUGCCUUGGGAAAUCCGGUUCUUGAAUUCUCGACCGAUUUCAACUCAAGAGCCGAGUUCUUCUGGUCGCACGGGCUCAUAUCAGAUUCAACUUACAAUAUCUUCUCAAGGGUUUGCAACUACUCACGGUAUGUGAGCGAGUAUUACCACGGCUCGAUCAGCCCGGUUUGUGACAGGGUGAUGAGCCAAGUGACUAGAGAGACCAGCAGAUUCGUCGACAAGUACGACGUCACCCUCGAUGUUUGCAUUUCUUCAGUCUUGGCGCAGUCCAAGACCCUGACCCCACAGUCUACUCAGCAACUAAGCAGGGAGCUUGAUGUGUGCGUCGAGGAUGAGACGAUGAACUACCUCAACCGAAAAGACGUGCAACAAGCGAUGCACGCUCGCCUCAACGGCGUGCCCAAGUGGACGGUUUGCAGCAGUGUUCUUGAGUACAAGCAACUGGACCUCCAGAUCCCCACCAUCAACACCGUCGGCAUGCUUGUCAAGUCCGGCAUCCCGGUGCUGGUUUACAGUGGUGAUCAGGACUCGGUGAUCCCCCUGACGGGCAGUAGGACGCUGGUGCACCGCCUCGCCAAGAGGCUCCGGCUCAACGCCACGGUGCCCUACCGGGUCUGGUUCGAAGGGAAGCAGGUUGGCGGGUGGACGCAGGUGUUCGGCGACGCGCUGUCCUUCGCGACCAUCCGGGGAGCGUCGCACGAGGCGCCCUUCUCACAGCCGGAGAGGUCCCUCGUGCUCUUCAGGGCCUUCCUCGCCGGCCGGCCGCUGCCGGAGUCCUUCGAGUGACCAGGAUUAUUAAUCUGGGUGGUGCUGCUGCUACUGCGGGAAGAGGAUGUUCGUGUUCAUGUAUGAUGUACAAUCGUCUCGAGGCUGCAAAUGCAAUCUGGGUUUUUCGCAAGUGUAAACCAUAUGUGCUUACGAAGAGAAGAUGUUAUUUGCGGUGCGCGGAGAUGCACUGGAAAACACACUUUCGCACAGGUGAGCGACGUCCGUGUGUUUUCUCCGGUGCAGAGUACUAGAUGAAAUUGUAUAAGCACAUCUAUUCAUUUCGCUAAGUUUUCAUACUCCGGUGCAGAGUAUGAAAACUUAGUGGUGCGGAUUGGUAUUAUCAUUACUAGAUGUUCUUUAUGAUUGAUGUGAACAAAGAAGAAAUCCAAUCAAA
Molecule: messenger RNA, 1855 nt
Organism: Brachypodium distachyon (stiff brome)
Lineage: Eukaryota; Viridiplantae; Streptophyta; Magnoliopsida; Poales; Poaceae
Product: serine carboxypeptidase-like 45
Exons: 10
Coding region: 82-1479 (465 amino acids)
Biological process (GO): proteolysis
Cellular component (GO): vacuole
Molecular function (GO): serine-type carboxypeptidase activity
Source: RefSeq, a predicted model, not a curated record